GUGUCUACUACCAGGCUUUCAUGCUGUCCUCUCCCAAGUAUCGCCGCGUGGCCAGCUGGAUUUGCGGCUGGUUGUACGUCGUGGGAAACAUCACCAUCACUCUGGCCGUGAACUUUGGAACUGCCCUGUUCAUCGUCGCAUGCGUCAACGUUUUCGAGUCGGAACCUGGUGUCGGCGUCCUUGCCGGCGAGCCGUAUCAGGUGUUCCUCAUCUUCUUGGGUUUGACCUUUAUCUGCAAUCUUGUGUCCUCGCUCGGCAACAAGUAUCUGCCCAUCAUUGAUUCCGCCGCCAUUUUCUGGACAUUCGCUGGUGUCUUCGCCCUCAUCAUCGCCGUUCUCGUCGUUGCCAAGAACGGCCGUCACGAUGCCAAAUACGUCUUCACCCACUUCGAGGCCAACUCUGGAUGGCCCGAUGGAUGGUCUUUCUGUGUCGGUCUUGUUCACGCCGGAUACGCCACUUCAUCCACUGGCAUGGUUAUCUCCAUGUGCGAGGAGGUCAAGAAGCCUGCCACCCAGGUCCCCAAGGCUCUCGUUCUCACCGUUUGCCUCAACACCCUGGCCGGUCUUCUGUUCCUCAUCCCCCUCGUUUUCGUGCUUCCCGACAUCACCUACUUGAUCAACUUGGCUUCCGGUCAGCCCGUCCCCGCCAUUGUUAAAGACGCCAUGGGAUCGUCCGGCGGCGCCUUUGGGCUUCUCUUCCCCCUCAUGGUUCUGGCCGUCAUUUGCGGUAUUGGUUGCACCACCGCCGCCUCUCGUUGCACCUGGGCUUUCGCCCGUGACGGUGCCAUCCCUGGUUCCCGCUGGUGGAAGGAGGUUAACCCCAAGCUGGACGUCCCCUUGAACGCCAUGAUGCUCAGCAUGGUUGUUCAGAUCAUCCUCGGUAUCAUUUACUUUGGUUCCAGCGCUGCCUUCAACGCCUUCUCCGGCGUCGGUGUCAUUUGCUUGACUGCCUCGUACGCCAUUCCCAUUGGCAUCAGUCUCUUCAACGGUCGAACCCACCUGGUCGGUAGCCCCUUCAACCUCGGCAAGUUUGGUGUUGCCGCCAACGUCAUCUCUCUCGCCUGGUCUGCUCUUGCCAUGCCCUUGUUCUGCAUGCCCACCUUCGUUCCCGUCACCCCCACGACCAUCAACUACGCUCCUGCCGUCUUCGUCGCCGCCUGCCUCAUCUCUGGUGGUUGGUACUUUGCCUGGGGCAAGAAGAACUACGCUGGUCCCCCUACCAACGAGGAGCCUGCCUUCUAAGCUCUACAUACAACUGAGCUCGAGGGAGCUUGCGGCUGCGAUGAUCAAAGGCCGAAAUGUUUUUGAGCUGUUCAGCUCCCUCGGUCGAAAAUGCGAUUAAAAACAAGUAUCGACAACAUAUACUUGGCAUCGGUGUGCAUCCACAUGGGUCUUCUGUCACACUUGGAAACAGUGAACUGGAAGCAACCCAUUGGCAACAUUUUGUCAAGAGGCGCCUACGAAUUACGGCGCAUCAGGCAAGGAUACCAACAAAAAAAGAGAGAGUCUAAGGCGGUCAUGUACAUAGGAAUGAUACCCCCCAGUGCUUAAAUUCAAUUUUUCAGUUACAA
Messenger RNA from Colletotrichum godetiae, 1570 nucleotides. RefSeq names its product amino acid permease. Gene Ontology annotation, molecular function: transmembrane transporter activity. Bases 21 to 1241 code for a protein of 406 amino acids. The transcript has 3 exons. Gene Ontology annotation, biological process: transmembrane transport. NCBI's taxonomy places the organism in Eukaryota, Fungi, Ascomycota, Sordariomycetes, Glomerellales, Glomerellaceae. The record is from RefSeq and is a predicted model, not a curated record. Gene Ontology annotation, cellular component: membrane.